UAAGGCACUCUCCUGCGUCGCUCAAGUCUCAACUCAACCACGCACUGAAAACUCCUCGAUCGACCAGGAGUCCACCGCUCAGGAGGAGGAGGUAGCCAGCAUGUCGACGGAUGCAGGGAAGAAGGCGUAUGUUGUUGCCAUGGUGAUCCAGGUGAUCUACACCGGCAUGUACGUUGUCUCCAAGGCGGCCUUCGAUGGUGGCAUGAACACCUUCGUCUUCAUCUUCUACCGCCAGGCAGCCGCUACUCUUCUCUUGCUACCCCUCGCCAUCCUCCUCGAGAGGAGAAACGCGCCACCCAUGUCACUGUGGCUGUUCACCAAGAUCUUCAUGUACGCUCUGCUCGGGAACACGGUGAGCAUGAACCUGCACAACAUCAGCCUCAAGUACACCUCGGCGACCGUGGCAUCAGCCACGAGCAACUCCAUCCCCGUCAUCACCUUCCUCUUCGCCGUCCUCCUCCACCUCGAAGCCAUCAAGUUCCGCGCCGCUUCGGGCACGGCGAAGCUCGCCGGCGUCGCGCUCUGCGUCGCCGGCAUCCUCGUCAUCGCCCUCUACGCCGGCCCGCCGCUCAGCCCCCUCAACCACCACCGCGCCUUCCACGCGCGCGCCGCCUCCACGGCCGGCGGGAAGCAGGGGCAGUGGAUGAAAGGCACGUUCCUGAUGCUCCUGGCCAACGUGACGUGGUCCCUCUGGAUCGUCCUCCAGGCGCGCCUCCUCAAGGAGUACCCCAACAAGCUGCUGGCCACGGCGCUGCAGUGCCUGCUCAGCACGGUGCAGUCGCUGGCGCUGGCUGCGGCCGUGACCGCCGGCAGCGGGGAGGACAUGUCGGCCGCGUGGAGGCUGCGGCUGGACGUGGGGCUCGUCGCCGUCGCCUACUCCGGGUUCGUGGUGACGGGGGUGUCCUUCUACCUCCAGGCGUGGUGCAUCGAGAGGCGAGGCCCCGUGUUCUUGGCCAUGUCUAACCCGGUGGGGCUCGUGCUCACCGUGUUCUGCUCCUCGUUCUUCCUCGGCGAGGUCGUCCACCUCGGCAGCGUCCUCGGCGGGGCGCUGCUGGUCGCCGGGCUGUACAGCGUGCUCUGGGGGAAGAGCAAGGAGCAGCCGGCGCCGCCGCCGCUUAGUGCAGGUCCUGCAUCAGCAACCACCCUGAAACAAGGAUACGUUGGUAGCAAUGUUCACACUGGCGCCAUGAACAAGGAAGAGGACGAUGCGGCAAAACUAGAGGAGAAGAGAACCAAGCUGGAUUCACAGGUGUAGCUGGAUACAGCAGCCAUGCAUGCAUCCUGCAGGGCAGGUUUGGCCACGAGGAGCUGUUUCGUUUCACAGAGACUCUCGAAUGAGUUGUUUCGUUUGACAGAGACUCUCGAAUGAAAUGCAUAAUGUUACUAGUUCAGUCAUCUAAGUUUAGCAUUUUUCUCAUCUAAUGAUCGUGUGCAUCACUUGAUGCAGAGGCCAUAAAGGCCGGAGGUUAUCCUCCUUCUUGAAAAGAACUCAUAUAAUCAAACAUAGCACUAGGAAA
Molecule: messenger RNA, 1517 nt
Organism: Hordeum vulgare subsp. vulgare (domesticated barley)
Lineage: Eukaryota; Viridiplantae; Streptophyta; Magnoliopsida; Poales; Poaceae
Product: WAT1-related protein At5g64700-like
Exons: 3
Coding region: 101-1255 (384 amino acids)
Cellular component (GO): plasma membrane
Molecular function (GO): transmembrane transporter activity
Source: RefSeq, a predicted model, not a curated record